Messenger RNA from Scophthalmus maximus (turbot), 6327 nucleotides. RefSeq names its product MAP/microtubule affinity-regulating kinase 4a (gene mark4a). Gene Ontology annotation, molecular function: tau-protein kinase activity; protein serine/threonine kinase activity; ATP binding. The transcript has 18 exons. Lineage: Eukaryota; Metazoa; Chordata; Actinopteri; Pleuronectiformes; Scophthalmidae. Bases 484 to 2898 code for a protein of 804 amino acids. Gene Ontology annotation, cellular component: cytoplasm. The record is from RefSeq and is a predicted model, not a curated record. Gene Ontology annotation, biological process: microtubule cytoskeleton organization; protein phosphorylation; intracellular signal transduction.
CGUCAUCGCGACUUGACGGUGGUGCGCAUCUCUCCGACCGGGGACUCGGGACCUGGAGCACCUCGGCCUUCUUCCCCCCGCACCGAGCUGCUGCAGAGCGGAGCGGCGACACGGGAGAACCCGAGCCGCAUCCCGCAGGGGCCGCUCGUCGUGCGCGGCAGGGGCCGCGGAGAGACGCGGGGCUGCGGCCAGACGCCGCCGCACUUCGGCGCUUAUUCGAUGCUGGGGAUUUGCAUCGCGUCGCAUUUGCUGCAUCGUUGAUCGGCCGUGUUCCUGCAGAGUGCACGGUGGAGGUGCAGCCUGUCUGAGGACCCCCCCCCCCCCCCCUCCCCCUCCAGAUGUCCAUUGCUGCCAUGAUGGGCAGAGGUCUCCUCUCGACCGCGGCUCAGCCGGCCGGAGAAGAGGCAGAUUGAUCUGCUGUUCGUGGAGCCUGUGAACAUCGUCCGUGAUUGUCACUCAGGGAAAGGGGAGGAAGAACGCAACAUGUCUUCUCGGUCUGCAUUACCGUCUGGAAACGACAGGAGCACCGGAGACCAUCAUGUGUCGCUGGGGGCCAGCCGCUCAGACAAGGCCACCAGCCAGUCCAGCCGCUCGCUGGGCGCCCGGUGCAGGAACUCCAUCGCCUCCUGCUCAGACGAGCAGCCGCACAUCGGCAACUACCGUCUGCUCAAGACCAUCGGCAAGGGAAACUUUGCGAAGGUCAAGCUGGCCCGCCACAUUCUGACGGGCAAGGAGGUUGCAAUAAAAAUCAUUGACAAAACUCAGUUGAACCCAACCAGCCUACAAAAGCUCUUUCGGGAGGUACGAAUAAUGAAAGGCUUAAAUCACCCUAACAUAGUGCAGCUGUUCGAGGUGAUUGAGACGGAUAAGACCCUUUACCUAAUCAUGGAGUACGCCAGUGGAGGUGAAGUGUUUGACUACCUCGUGUCUCAUGGGAGAAUGAAGGAGGUUGAAGCCAGAGCCAAAUUUCGACAGAUUGUUUCCGCUGUUCACUACUGCCACACGAAGAACAUUGUCCACAGAGAUCUGAAGGCGGAGAACCUUCUGCUGGAUGCCGAUGCCAACAUCAAGAUCGCCGACUUCGGCUUCAGCAAUGAGUUCACGCUGGGCAACAAGCUGGACACGUUCUGUGGCUCACCGCCCUACGCUGCCCCAGAACUUUUCCAGGGCAAAAAGUAUGAUGGGCCUGAGGUAGACGUCUGGAGUCUGGGAGUAAUCCUCUACACACUGGUCAGCGGCUCACUGCCCUUUGAUGGGCAGAACCUGAAGGAGCUGAGGGAGCGCGUGCUGCGAGGAAAGUACCGCGUGCCGUUCUACAUGUCCACAGACUGCGAGGGAAUCCUCCGCCGAUUCCUGGUGCUCAACCCCACAAAACGCUGCACCCUAGAUCAAGUCAUGAAGGACAAGUGGAUAAAUUCAGGCUAUGAUGGGGAAGACCUGAAGCCCCACAUAGAACCUGUUGAGGACUUCAGUGAUCCAGCUCGCAUAGAGGUGAUGGUUGGGAUGGGCUUCACUUCAGAGGAAAUCAAGGACUCUCUGCUCAAUCAGAAAUACAAUGAGGUCACCGCCACCUACUUGCUGCUGGGCCGCAAAGGCGAUGAGGGCAGUGACGCUCGCACAGCCAGUAGCUUGUCCCUGGCAAGGGUACGACCCAGCCCCAUCACCAACGGGACCAACAAGCACUCCUCCGCCACGGGCUCCUCUUCCUCCUCCACCUCCUCCUCACACAGCAAGACCCAGCGCAGUGCCUCCACUUACCACAGGCAGCGACGGCACAGUGACUUCUGUGGGCCUUCUAUGCCCGUCAUGCACCCCAAACGGAGCCCGACCAGCACGGGCGACCGGGAGCUGCGGGAGGGACGAAUGCCUUCUCGUAAGGCCAGUUGCAGUGUAAUGGGGAGCCACAGCCUUCCACCGUCCAGCCCAAUGGUCAGCAAUGCCAACAACCCCAACAAGUCUGAGAUCCCAGACCGCCGCAAAGACAUGACCGCCACCACAAAUAACAUCCCUGGGAGCGCCAUGACACGCCGGAAUACGUAUGUGUGCACAGACCGCUCGGGCGCUGACAGACACUCUCUCCUGCAGAACGGAAAAGACAACAGCUCCUUGGGCCACCGCCUGCCUGCAGCGUCUCCCUCCACGCUCAGUAUCUCUGGGGCCGGAGCAGCCUCCUCUUCCUCUUCGGACCGAUGCCGCCUUACCAGAGGCUCCACAAUUCGCAGCACCUUUCAUGGUGGACAGCUGAGGGACCGCGGGCCUCCGGUUUAUUCCGCCCCACCCACUUCACCUACCCUGUCCCACCAUGAAGCUAGCCCCCUGCCCCAUGCCCGCACCAGGGCAACCUCCAACAUCUUCAGCAAGCUGACCUCGAAACUCACUCGCAGGGUCAACCUUGACCCGUCCAAGCGCCAGGGCUCAAACAAAUCAGUCUCGGGUUGUACUCUUCCACAAGGAUCAAAAACAGUUAGGUCGCAAAUGAAUCUGAGGGAAUCAGGAGAUUUGCGGUCACAAGCUAUGAUUCAAUGCCUUCACAUUUUUCUGGCUUUUCCGCCUCUCCCUAGUUGCCAUUUACCUGGGUAUCAAAAAGCGUCCGAGUCCCGGGCCGUCGGACGUGGCUGGGAUCUGAGAGGUGGGGGGCGGCGGGACCCUGCGGAGGUGGUACUGGCUCUGCGGGAGGCAGCGCUCGGAUGUGGCUGCCAGGUCCACCAUGCCGGCCCCUUUCUGCUCUCCUGUACCCACAGUGUGGCAGGGGGACGCGUGGCUUUCGAGGCCGAGGUGUGCCAUCUUUCCACGGGCAACUCUGAGACUUCUAACGGGGUGCGCUACACGCGACUCUGGGGGGCACCGCUAGCGUUUCGGGACAUUGCCACCCAGAUCUCUAAGGACCUUGAACUUUGAACAGAGGGUGUGGUUCCUUAUGAGGGUGUGUUUUUUUGUGUGCGUGUGUAUGUGUGUGUGCAAAUAGAGAGGGGUGGAAAUUUAAAAAAGCAGAGAAGGGGUGGGGGGCUGGACCCGGGAAAAAAGACUUCUCCUUCUGUCUCUUUCAUGACUACCCCACUACUUACGCACACGCACACACGCACACGCACACUCACAUACACGCACACACACACACACACACACACACACACACACACACACACCUGACCCGAAAAGUCACAGACUGAGGCACCCACACUCCACCCUAUCAGCCCACCCAGCUCAGCCAACUUCUUCACUGAGCUACUGCACCCACUGGACCUGGAUCAGAUGGAAUCUAGUUGAAUAUUUUUUACUACUCUAGCCAUAAUGACUCUUAAUUUUGUUAUUUAUUGAUCAUUGUUUUCACCCACUGUCACUUUCACCAUUACCGAAAACACCAUCUCUCUCUUGCGUAGUGGAUGUCAUUGACAACCCAGACGGGGGUUUUUUUAUUGUUCUUUUAUGCCACCUUUUACGUAUUUUUUCUCCACACAAUUGUCUGCUGACUUUUGAUCACCUGGGGAUAAUAACAUGCACAAAUGUGGAGAUGGUCAGACUCAGUGAUGAGACAAGCAACCGCAGAGGGUUGCAUCGCUUUCAUUGGUGUACAUACAACAGUGACAACUGCACUGGAUUAGGUCAGCGGGAGCAGGGUUGACAGGCCCUGAAACAACCAAUCAGAGGCUGACUGUGACACUAAUAAACCAGUGACGUAUUGAACUUGAUGAACAAGUAGAGUUGUCGCCUCUCAAUCACAUUUGCCCUCAUGAGAUUGGCAGAAAUUAAAAAUGUAGAUUAAGCUUCCUGUGAAACUAGCCUCUUGUUAUCUAAAUUGACAUGCAUCAAAAAGGAAGAGGACAUGAUGGUGCAGUCAUACUGUAUACUAGAUUUUAGUUGCAUUAAUAUCAAAAAUGAUUUGGUUAAGUAACAGCUUAUAAGUUAAACUUUCAUAGAAGAAUUUUCAUUGAAUAAAUAAAAUAUACUGAACUGGACACCUGCAAGGACAACAUGCACACUACAUGCUACUCUCUGAUUGGCUGGAUUCAUUGCCUGUCAGUGCUGGUCAAUGACAGUCACCUCCCACAUCAUUUCACCCCUUUCCUCAAAAGCAUUGAUGAGCAAGAUGAACCUGAGAAAAUCUUUCUAACUCAAAUCCCUCAAGUGUUAAAAGAGCGAUGGUGAGCCAUUGAUGUCAUGCAGACCUGUCCCCUUGAUAGUCAGUCGUCCCUCCACAGAAUAAGAGAAACUGUAAAUCUGACCUAUUUUCAGUGCAAUGCAACCUAAAUUCUCUGGUUCUAUUUUGUGCCAUGUGAUCUCGCCUCAGCCAACACGUCAGUAUGUCCAUGGGAAACCGCAAAGGUGGAUCAGCCAAGCUGUGAAACACACUCACAGUUGAAAACACACUUCCAAGUAUCCAGCCUCCUCUUUUUGUGGCACAGUAUAUGAACUGGUGUAUCCAAUAUUGAUAACUGUGGAGAUCGAGGAUUGUGUGGGGGAAUUGUUCUGAAUUGGGAAAAGGCACAAUGAAGGCAGUGUGGACAGUAUCUCUUUCUGUUUAAAUUGAACAACCCCCAUUACCUUCAUACAGUAUAUAUUUAAUGUGAAAAAAAGAUUUUUCUUCUCCCUCCCUGUUUCUAUUGAGUAACAUACUGUGAUAUUUUACGUAGGCUACGGAUCAUGUUGUUUGGCUGCUGAUUUAUUGUUAAUACUAUUUCUCAGUUGUUGCUUUGCGCACAGUGGCCCAAAUUAGCCCCCACCGCCUUUUUCCCCCCACCAAUGAUAAACUCUCCAACACUAAAUUUAACAGGGACGCCAUUCUCAGCUGUCCACAUACAUAUGUACCACCAACUUUUUUUCUUUCAUCACAAUGUGCAUAUGACUUUCCUCUGCUCUUUGUUGGAGGUCCUGUUCUCUCACAGGGAAACACUCUCAUUGUCCACACUCUCACGUUGUAGACCCAUGUAUGGCAUCUUCUAAUUCCUGCUCGGUGUGUGCUGUUUCGUGGAGCCCGACGGGGGAGGGUGGUUUUGACCCGUUCUCCUCCUCCGGGUGAGAAGCAGAAACCAAUAUGGUCACCAGGAGUCUGUUGUUGUCCUCUCCCUGGACGUUUCUCAUUGUGGUGUAUAUUGGCAUUAGGUAAUAUAGACCUCAAUGCACUUUGCUUUGACUUGAAUCAGCUCCUUCCAGUGUAGGUAAUACCCAGAACUAGCCACUGGAGGGCGCCAAUGUCUUAAAUGUGAAACACUUCAAUUUGUCGAUAUUUGCACAGGUACUUUAUUUAUUUUUUAGAAUAAUAUCAUUAAAAAACAGGAUUUAUAUCAGUCAGUUGAUGGCUGUAUAUAAAAUAUAUGAAUAUAGUAUAUAUCUUAGAGCUCAAGGUUUAUUUAUAGCUAGAGCAAGGGAAGUAAUUCUAGUUUAAAGCAGUUUCUGUCAGUGACAAUGGGGAACAAAACCAACCUGCAAUCCUGCAUGACUUCAGAGUUUGGGUUUUAGGGUAAAAAAAAAAACCCAAACAUGAUGCGCACCUAGGCUCGGAAGCUUCGUGAGAUGUAGACACUGUCCAUUUAUAGACUUGAAUUGAUACAGAGAAAACGGUGCUAGAUGCAGCACCAGGUCCCCCCCCCCCCCCUCACAAAAAUAAGAAGGACGGUGUGGAUGAAAGAAUUCACUCCAUCAGGUUGGCUAGAGAAUAGGUUCUGUACUUUCAAGGGGGCUUCUUAGGAGAAUUUAGAUAUGCCAAGAAAUGUACCACAACAUACAGUGUGUAAGAAAGUAGAUCCAGCAGGGACAUUGGGAAAAUAUUGGGCAAUUUUCAUUGCCAGUUCUCUAAACUUGAAUCUACACAGCCCCGGGUUGCAUUCAAGCCAUAGAAAUGUGACGUCGCUGUCUCUUGAUUGCAAAUAUAAAUCAGGUUGUUUGCAAAUCAUUUCAGUGGAAAUUGAUGUGAAAGGGGAUAAAAAGCAAACAUCUUUGUGUAGAACAACUCAGUCUUAGCAUAAGACAAAUUAACGUUGUCUUAAGGUGAAAAUCUACUGUGAUUCAAAUUCUUGAAAAGUUUUGUUUUUUUUCCUCUGUGUUGAGUAAAUGCUUGUAUACCUGCUUAGAGACAGUGUGUCACUGGUCUGGUUCAGAUGGUGGAUGGUAAAGUAUUAUGACCCCAGGGGUCUCAGUAUUUAACAAAACAGAUUAUGGAAACAGUUGAUGUUAUAUGCAAGAGACAGAAUAACAGUUUUACCUGUAUGAGUAACUUUACACUGCUCUACUGUUUAAUUCCUCCCCUCAGAGAGAAACUGUAAACUGAGAUUGCGUCAUUCUGGUAUUUAAGAACUUGGAGCUAAAGAUUAAUAAAAUUCACUGAUGUUGGCA